This is a messenger RNA of Solenopsis invicta (red fire ant), 3118 nucleotides long. Its product is annotated as zinc finger CCCH domain-containing protein 10. Gene Ontology annotation, molecular function: metal ion binding. The record is from RefSeq and is a predicted model, not a curated record. The coding region runs from base 461 to 1741 and encodes 426 amino acids. The transcript is spliced from 4 exons. Lineage: Eukaryota; Metazoa; Arthropoda; Insecta; Hymenoptera; Formicidae.
UGCUGCAUCGUCCUCUACACGCGUAACUGGGAAUCGGCUUUGGAACACAACCCGGGUACUGAAGGAAGUGUAUCACCCGUGUCGCCUGACAUUCGUCAACUCCAACAAUCGCCUCUGUACCACCGUACAUCAAGCAUAUCACCAAUCCAUUGAUCACUGUACGUAUUAGCGAUAUUAGCCAUAUUAGCCGCGCUUAGCUGCUUCAUCGAUCGAUCAAUCGAGAGGGCACAACGCUAAACGCGCGAUAAGGCAUACGACACGACACGACGCCGCCGACGUGCAAUCGCUGCUAUGUGAUGCACCGAUGAAAAAACUGAAUGUAAAGUUGGAAAGCAGUGGUACGGCAGGAACGUUGACGGGUCAUCAUCAUCAUCAUCAUCAUCGUCAUCAUCAUCAUCAUCAUCAGCAGCAGCAGCAGCAGCAGUAGCAGCAGCAGCAGCAGCAGCAGCAGGUGGUCGGAAUGGCGGGCGGAUUGAACGCGAACGCGGCUGAUACCGCCGACCCCGCAAAUCGGAUCUGUCGAGAUUUUUUGAGAAACGUCUGCCACCGGGGGAAGCGCUGCAAAUAUCUUCACGAGCGUUCGGAGGACGAUCCUGUCGAGGAAUAUACCUUUUGCCACGAUUUUCAGAACGGCAAGUGCAAUUGGCCGGGCUGCAAGUUCCUCCAUUGUACGGAGAGCGAGGAGAAGCGUUUCCGGGCGACCGGCGAGUUGCCACCUCACGUUCUCAAUCGAGCCAAGAUCUGCAACAACGACAAGCCGGAUCAUCCGUUGUGCAAGGACUUUAUGAAGGGCAGCUGUCAGAGGGUCAACUGCAAGUUUAGGCACUUGAAGAAGGAGGAACCGCAACACAAUCUGAUGUCGCCCUCGCAUCACAACCCAUCCAGACCGCAGCACAACUUUAACGGUACCAGCAACGGCAGCAGUGGUACCGGUAGCGAUGGACGCAGAUACGAAGAGGACAGGAACUUUCACUGGCAAAUGCAGGAUCAUCAUAAUAAUUUGAUCGCUAAUAACGGCGGUUAUAACGCAUCGUCGCAUCCAACCGAUUACAUCGGACCGCCGGAGCCAAAGAGGCGAUUAGUAUCGGGUGAAACGGUCGUACACUUCGAAGCCUCUCCAAUCGUGAGCCAGCAGCACGCGACUCAACCGACAGUCACACCGGGCUACUACUACCAUCCCAUGAUAGCGCGGAACGAAGCACGAGCCAUCGUGCUGGAGGAUGAGAAUGUACUGUUGAGAAAGAAGAUAGAAGAGUUAAAGAAGCAGGUCAGCGACUUGACGGCGACGAAUGAGUUUCUGUUGGAUCAAAAUGCCCAAUUGAGAAUGUCGGGCAAGCGAACCGCAAACGUGACGGCUGUAACGGUCCCGGCAGUCACGAUUACGAACACGGUUCCGCCGUCGCAAGCUCCAACACCCCAACAAAUGGUCAACGCGGCCGUGGCAGCGGGCACUCUUCGAACAGUCACCGCCAGCGUGGCCACUGUUCCCGUGAGCAUCGCGACUGUAGCACCCGUCUCUAUCGCAGCGGUCUCUAUGGCACCAGUUUCGAUACCACCGCCGAUCGUCACUAUGGCUCAACAAACUAUUUCGAUGAGCGGCUCCGGGCCUCCUCAGGCGACUAAUCAGCAACCACCGAACACGCAGCAGCCCGCUAGUUUACCCUUGUCGAUAUCCGGCGCGACCGCUCCUCUCGUUUCCUAUCCUAUUAUGACGCAGGAACUUAGGCCUGUCUUGCAAUAGGCUGCGUCGUGAGAAUAGGAACGACACUUAGUAUCCGACAGGAUACAAUCCACGUACACACGUAUGUACAAUGUAUCACCUACUCGGCUAUGUAGGCGAAUCGAGUGAUGGAUGUGGUUCAUGAUUCAUUUUAAUCUAUUAAAAUUGUACUUCCCCUUACAAGUACACUUCAAAGUUGAAAGUAAACACGGAAGAUAGAAAUCAGCGGCUGUGGGAUGAUGUAUGUAGUGUAUCACCGUAGUAAUUAGAUACAUUUGUAUCAAUGUAAUAAUCAUCUGUCUAGAUCCAUAUUCUAAUCAUUUGUACAAAAAUUGGUAAACUGUAUAAAAAAAAAGCGUUUAAACGAUUUCUUUUAUUAAAAUAUCGUUUCUAUAUUCAUUUCUUUUUGUAAUUAUUAUAUCCGAAUAUGUAAAAUUUAAUUUCUUUAUUUUUUCUUUGUGAAUAGCGCGUUAAGAAUAUACGAUAAUAUAUGACUAUGCAAUAACAAUUGUCGAUAAUGUCGACAGCUAUAUAUGUUCAAAGUGUGUAUAAUUGUAGAAUAACAGGAAUGACAAUCUAUAAUUACGUAACAUAGUUACAUCAUGACAUUAUACAUGUUUCUUCUCAACUUUUUUUUUCUUUCUAUUUUGUUACAUGCGUAGCAUCGUAUUAAUCUAAUCUUUGUGUAAAGAUAAAUUGGAGAAUAAUAAUAGCAAAUAAGGAGCACUGUCGAAGAAAUUGUUAAGUAAGGGGAUAUGAAUAAGGAGAUAUCUCUUUUAGAUAGUACGUUAACAUAAGUACAAAGAUUAAAAAAAAAAAAUGUAGUACAUUAAAAGAGAGAGAGAGAGAAGAAAGGUUCGCAUCGCGCUUUAUUGAUCCAGAUUCGCAGAAUCUUACUAUUCCGGUAAUCCUUGCACGUACGGAAUAUUGUACAUAUUGUAUUCCAUUGUCCUUUUAUUUACCCGAGAGAAAUUUUGUACUUUUAGUAAGCAAAUUUUUGAUUACACACACACACACACACACGUUAAUCGCAUUAAAUAUUUUAAUUAAGUACUUAUGAUUAUACCAGUUUCUAUAAUUGACUUAAACCAGCAACUUUUUUAGAAUAAUUAAGUAUAAAUUUAUAUUUAUUUAUAUACAAGUGUAUAAAUUACAUACUGUAUACGGGAAAUUUUACCGUAAGAAAUGUGCUCUACACCAAAUGGAUAUGCAUUUGUUUUUGAAACAUGUUAUUAAUCGCGACACGAUACUACUUGUAUAUAUUUUGCGACAUAAUUAGCGAUAUAAGAGAAAUUGAGCACUAUGUACUCGCGUAUUUUAUAUAUGCAUACAAAUGUAUAAUCUUUUACGUAUAAAUUUAUGUUUAAAAGCACUUUAUUAAAAAAGAAGAAAAGACAA